AAUCGUAAUGACGGUCCGUGUGAGGCAGCCGAGUUUGACUCCGGAGGAAAUGAGCAUGGUAUCUACAUUAAAAAAUGCCUUUGCAUCUUUACGUGCCAUGCGUGUGUAUUCCACACCCUGACUCUCAGCAAAACAGAGGCAAGGGAGGACUGAGCGAUGUUGGACGCGUUAUUAUUGCAACCAACGGGACAGUGAAACAAAUUGGGAAAAGCCAAGCGCAGACAUAUUGAUUUCCAAGCUAACACCCGCCCGACUCCUGUCCUCAGCCCGACCUCAUGGAUCCCGGUGGAAGUGAUCUGGACUCCAGCCUGCCUCAACCCGAGAACCCGUGUCUGAUCGUGGAGGACUCUCAGCCGGACAGCGUCGCUUUGGAGGACGACCCCGAGAGCAGCUACCGAGCUUUGUUGGCCCGUCGCCUGUCCAGCCUGCAGCCCACCGCCCGCAGCCCAGUUCUGGAGCUGAUAUCUUCACCACUAGGAAGCAGAUGCUCUCAGACUGACAGCCAAUCAGAGAGCUCCCAGAGUAACAACCUAGCUGAACCCGGGAUCCUCACGGCAGCCAACCCGAGUUCAGCGUUCCAGGAGGAGAGUCAACUUCUGGACAUCUGCCCUCCUGCAAACAAAAAGAAGUGUGCACCAGAGGAAACUGAUAUGGAUUCUGGAGCUGACUCUACCACGCACUGCAUUCAGUCUGAGGAGGGGACCUCUCAGUUUGGUUUUCUUGAGCUUUCUCAGAGUCAGGAUCUGCGUGGAGAAGAGGUGAACAGUCAGGAGGACAUGACUCCUCAGCCAGACAGUGAGAGACGCACCAAAUCAGCAGCAGCAGCAGAGCAGAACAUCAGCUCCAGGACUUCAGCGAGUCAGGACAGCAAGUCUGUGAGAUCUGAGGUGAGCUCCAGCAGCUCCUCUGACUCUCCGGGUCAGUCGGGCAGGCAGCUGAGUGUCCAGGUUCUGCUGCACUCGCAGGGCUUCCAGGCCUCUGGUGAGCAGGACCGGCAUGACUCUGAGAUCCUGUCCUCGCAGGAGGACCUGUUCGACGCUGACAAGACAGGUGCUGCGGUUGACAGCACAGUGUCCGAGCCAGAGCAGCAGGGUCACCCCACCUCGACACCUGCCCACACCCUGCGACUGCUGCAUCUCUCUGGACAGGGAUCACUGGUGCAGGAAAGUCUGUCCCAGAGCUCGGUCGAUUAUGUCGCUCCAACCCCAGACCACUUCACCCACACUCCCUUAAUUGUUCCAAGCUCGCCGACCGGACCGGAGAAUGAACACGGUGCUGAUGAACCGAUGGAUACUUCGUUGCCCCCAGAAGAUGGAGCAGGGGACAGGGAGGAACAGCCGAUGGAAACGGAGACCACCUCUAAGCCGCACCCAUCCGCUUCUACGCCUGUAUCCCAGAAUUCCCCUGGUUUUGUGUUGGAGCGCAAUAUCUCUUUACCCUCCCAGCCAGAUUUCUCUCAUAGCUCAAAGGUGACAUCUUCAGAUUGUCUUGUCCGGCCAACAGCUGAUGUGAUCACAAGUUCAACUAAAUCUGACGUGUUUGUUCCCACACAGAGCCAGGAGGCUCCACAGCAGUCGGAGAAGAAGUCGACAUCUUUGCCUCGUGAGACACCGUCUCAACAUCUGGAGUCGACUCCUUUCAGUUUGCCUUUGCAGCUCUCUGAGAACACGGAGAGGUGUAGUCCGGCUCAGCAGACCUCAAGACAGAUUGAAGAGGACAGUCAGGCCACGCAGAUCGAGGAAUUGGAAGAGCCACCCGGCGUCGACACCAGCGACUCUGUGAUUUCACGCUGCGAUCAGAGGAGCGAGAGCAACGGCGCCCCCUCACAAUCACAAACCGCCACCAGUUCAAAAGCUUCCACCUCUGCUGUAUCACCAAAGCAUCACAGCGAAUGUGCCAAGGCUGAACAGACCAAUCUGUUGCAAAAGUCCGACGUGCACAAAAAGACAGCAACUUCUCUGAAUGUACAAAAUGUGAAUGUAAAAGACAGUAAGAGUGACUGCAAAGAGGUGAGCUCUGCUGACGCGGUGUCCUGCUCUCAGCCGAAGCUUGAUGCCUCUGAUCUGACUGUUAACAGCUGUGUGCAGGAGACGCCCUCAGACACUACACCCUGCAGUCUGCCCUCACAGUCCAUGAUCUCUCAGACAUCUGCUGUGGAUGUGGUGAAGAGUUCUGUGGAUGUAAGAGGAGGGGGAACUGCAGAGAGCCAGUCUGUAGAAUCACAGCAGUGUGGAAAGGUUGGUAACAGCCAGACGGACAAAGACGUGAUGGGUGCACGUGAGCAGGGUGACGUAGAAGAGGAAGAGGUGGUGAUGGAAGAGGAAGAGGAGGAGAGUGCAGGGGGAGGCGGGGCUUCGGGAAUGGCUCUGGCCCUUUCCCAGAGCCAGCUGUUGUCUCCUGAGCCCAUGGAGGAGGACAGUGAAGACGGGGGAGCGGACAGCGUCAUCGUGGUGACAGACAGCGAGAGAGACUCCCAGAUUCAGAAGAAAGACGUGACGCCACAGUCAAAGAACAACAGCUCCCAGCCAAUCAGAGAUACUGUCUCCGCCUCCACCAACGGCCACGAGUCCCGGCCUCAGACGAAGGAGGCGAACGCGGCUCCUGAUAGGUUCUCCCAGACUGAGAAGGCGGGGCCUGAACCAGAGGGGCUCAAAGACAAGAGUCUCGGUGAUAGUUCUGGAGAAAUUUCCUUCCACUUCACACUUCCCAAAGAAGGGGAGCUGAUUGGUCCUGCUGUUGGUGCCACACCCCCUCUGAUCAACCAGCUGAAGCAGACGCUGAGACACAGCACUCCCAUUGAGAUCACUUCCUUCUCUGAAAAGUCAGACAUGGUGGGUGACGUCUCUGCGGAUGUGGCGAUGGCUGCCAGUGACAUCGUGUCAGGGGAGAGCGGCGAGGACACGGCGGAGAAGGGGGACGGGAAGCUGAGUUUGAGGAUGAAGCUGGUGACCCCCGUUGAAGAGGGCAGCUCGGAGCGCUUCAGCCUGCAGAAGCCAACACUAUCAGAGGAGGAUGGAUCUGUCGUCAAGGUUACCACUGUUUCCAAGGCUGUAACCAGCAGCCCGUCGGUGUUUAGUCGAGUCAGGCAGGUGCACAGACAGCAGGAGGCAGAGGAGGACAGCCAUCCCGCAGGCAACUCUACACCUGUCAGGGGGGAGCUGUUCGCCUCACCACAGAGAAGUUCCCAGGCGUCCUCAGGCGGAUGCAACAGCCUCCCUAACAGCCAAUCAGAGCCUUCGCAGAAGGAAAUAUUGGCAGCGGUGCAGCAGCAGAAGCCCAUAAAUACUCCCACCCCUGCCGAGCCGUCUGAAGAGAGGCGAGGACCGGCAGAAGUUUCAGAGCCUCCCACCCCGAACAGGACAGACGCCCGGCAGAGGGUGGUUUCACAGCAGAACUCUGACAACACCAUCACCUCCAGUCCGUCCAACAAGCUCCGUCAGCGGACAGUCUCCCAGCAGACCAGCUUCGACGCCCCGGGGCUGCGCUCCCCAGCUGGCAGGGGUGAACCAGAGUCUCCGUCCUUCAGAAGAACUGCAGGCCCCUCCCACUGCAGACACGUGCGCACCAUCCAGGAAGUGCGGACCACCAUCACGCGGAUCAUCACAGAUGUGUAUUACGAGGACGGCAAAGAGGUGGAGCGCAAAGUCACCGAGGAGAGCGAGGAGCCAGUGGUGGACUGCCACGUGUUGGACAGCGACAUCUCUCCAUGCCGCACGGGCAGCAGCUCCGUGAACUCCGGUGACCUGGCUGACAUCAGCUCUCUGUCGUCCAAGGCCUCCAGCCUGCAGCACAGUUCGGGAGGAACCAGCAGCAGCACCGGUCUAACCAGGCCGGACUUCAUGAUGCCGCCCAGCCGAGGGGCCCGAUCCUUCAGUCCCAGGAGGGGAGGUGGGCAUCAACAGAGGGGUCACAGGGGUCAAAGGGCAGGGUCAGUGAUCACAAAGGGCAGAGGCUACGGCACCCUUGGGUCCCGGGGCUUCGUCCCACUGACUCCCAGAGGAAGGGCUAGAAGGGGCCGACCUCCGUCCCGCUCCUCCCUGUCCAGGGGAGGUGGCGUUGGUCCGUUGCACAGACUUGGUGCUCAUGGCCAGCCACAGUCCUCCUCAGAGGACGAGCCCUACACCCGCAUGCUCCCCCCACGCCUCCCCAUCAGCUCCACAGACGCCGAGCUCCCCAGCCACUCCGACUCCCUCAGGUCGUCGCCGGAGGAGGCGAGCCUGGCCGGCAGCAGCUUCGUCGGCCUGCGGGUGGUGGCCAAGUGGUCGUCCAACGGCUACUUCUACUCGGGCCGCAUCAUCAAAGACGCCGGGGAGGGCAGGUUCCGCCUGCGAUUCGACGACGGUUACGAGUGCGAGGUGGUGGGGAAGGACAUCCUGCUGUGUGAUCCCAUUCCCCUGGAGACGGAGGUCACCGCUCUGCUAGAGGACGAGUACUUCAGCAUAGGUGUUGUGAGGGGCCAUAAAACAGAGGGCCAGGAGCUGUUCUACAGCGUGGAGCGGGACGGCCAGAGGCAGUGGUACAACAGGACCUCAGUCAUCCUCUCUCUGGAGCAGGGCAACAAGCUGAGGGAGCAGCACAGCCUCGGGCCCUACGAGCCCUCCACUCCCCUCGCCAAGGCCUCCGACAUCAGUCUGGAUAACCUGGUGGAGGGGAAGAGGAGGCGCAGAGUGGCCCCCGGGGGUCAGAACACUCCCAACCGCAGCUCCUCCAGCAGCCCCCGUACCCCCGGCCCCUCCGGCAAGAGGAAGCUGAUGACCUCUGAGGACAACAGGACGCCGGCCAAGAGAGGCCGCAGGGGUCCAGGCGCCAGAGCCGCUCAGCGGGUCGGUGUGUGUAACACCUCCGGCAGCGGCACAGAUCUCCCCGGUCAGUCGUGUGGCGUGGCGGAGACUCACGGCCCGCUGCCCCAGAACACGUCUCUCUUCAUGGGCUUCGCGUUCAUGCUAACGGCCUCGUCGGAGAUCGACCGGCUGACCAACAAACUCACCUGCGAUGAUGAUGAGGAGGAUUACAUUCAGACAGGUCCAUACAACAAGGCGUACACAGAGUCCCAGCUGCUGGCAGGUGGAGGCUUCAUCCUGCCUGACUUCAAUGAAGAACAGUGUAAGGCAGCGUACCAGAGCCUGCUCAUUGCAGACCAGCACUGCCGUACCAGGAAGUACCUGUUGUGUUUGGCCAGCGGUGUGCCGUGCGUGUCACAUAUUUGGGUGCGAGACUGCUGCAAAGAGAACAAGCUGCUCAACUACAGGAAUUACCUGCUGCCUGCAGGUGUGGGGCUGGACGACGCCGUAGUAGAAUGGCAUCCCCGCAGCAGUCCAUUCAAAGCCCUGCGGGUCCUUCUAGUGUUUGAGAAGCCAGUGGAGCUCUGGGCCCAGCUGAUCACCAUGGGUGGAGGCUCCUCCGUCCGACACUUCCAGGGAGACAAGGACAGCUCAGACAUUCCUGCUGGCAAGUACGACGUUGUGGUGACAGACCAUGCCUGUCCACCACUGGUAGAGAAAAAUGUGACAUCGCAGGAAGUCCCGCUGGUGUCUCCUGAGUGGCUCAUUCAGAGUGUCAUCAGUGGGGAGCGCGUGGGUUUCCACAGCAAGCCUCAGUAUCACCACGACUACUCGUCCUAAUCUGACUCCACAUGUGCAAAAUGCCUUCGACCAUAUUAAAUGUUCAACAUUAGUUCUGUUGCAUGCCUCUGCUGUAUAUAACUUUAUCCUGUCUGUUUUUAUGGGAUAAUAAAUUGUGACCCUGGUUUCAUUUAA
Molecule: messenger RNA, 5756 nt
Organism: Seriola aureovittata
Lineage: Eukaryota; Metazoa; Chordata; Actinopteri; Carangiformes; Carangidae
Gene: tp53bp1
Product: tumor protein p53 binding protein, 1
Exons: 30
Coding region: 276-5621 (1781 amino acids)
Biological process (GO): DNA damage checkpoint signaling; positive regulation of transcription by RNA polymerase II
Cellular component (GO): nucleus
Molecular function (GO): histone binding
Source: RefSeq, a predicted model, not a curated record